GGUUAGUAAUGUCAAACGCAAAAUUGAAUAAGCUAUGCAUGGAAGAAUCAGACCCAAUGCUCAAAACCAUAGUACGAUGCAAACAUGGAAGUUUGUUGCAUAUGCAGACUUCUUGGUCGAAGUCGAAUCCCGGAAGACGAUUUUGGUCUUGCCCCUACUAUGGUGAGAACAAUUGUCAUUUUUUCCGAUGGAGAGACAGAGAAGAAAUCGAUCCAAGAUCCCAAUUUAUCCUCCCAAUAUUGGUGAACAAAAUCAAAGAGUUGGAAGAUGAAGUUUGGAGGAGACAGAUUCAAAUCAAUGAGCAACAAGUUCUGAUUGAUAAUUUUACAGUAGAGAAGAGGUUCAAACGAAGAAAGUUGAAAUGGUGUACGUUUGAUUGGAAGGUCAUUUUGUGUAUUUUGAUUUGUGUUGUUGCCUUGUUCAUCAACAACCUAUUUCAAAGUAGGGUUCAUUCAAGUAUUGAACUAAUUGAAUUGCCAUAACAUAUGUGAG
Molecule: messenger RNA, 492 nt
Organism: Solanum tuberosum (potato)
Lineage: Eukaryota; Viridiplantae; Streptophyta; Magnoliopsida; Solanales; Solanaceae
Exons: 2
Coding region: 9-482 (157 amino acids)
Molecular function (GO): zinc ion binding
Source: RefSeq, a predicted model, not a curated record